Osmia bicornis bicornis is the source of this 1592-nucleotide messenger RNA. Its product is annotated as facilitated trehalose transporter Tret1-like. The coding region runs from base 86 to 1471 and encodes 461 amino acids. NCBI's taxonomy places the organism in Eukaryota, Metazoa, Arthropoda, Insecta, Hymenoptera, Megachilidae. Gene Ontology annotation, biological process: transmembrane transport. Gene Ontology annotation, molecular function: transmembrane transporter activity. The transcript has 5 exons. The record is from RefSeq and is a predicted model, not a curated record. Gene Ontology annotation, cellular component: membrane.
UGCAUGAGUCAGUUCGGGAAACAUCUCACGAACAGGCAAGCCAGCUGCUGCGUUUUGUGCAUCUCGUUUAACAAUCAAAAUCGAGAUGCUCGAUGAGAAUCCGAAGAAGGGUCGGGAUAAAAGGAUUACGGUCUGGCCGCAAUGGCUGGCUGCAUGUACACUCAGCUUAGUUGUUAUCGGAAGUGGCCUCGCGAAUGGCUGGGCAUCACCGUACUUGGCUCAACUGACAUCAACGGAAGCGAACAUGCCUUUGAGACUGACAGACACCGAAGCAUCCUGGGUGGCGUCCCUUUUAAAUCUUGGCCGGUUCACCGGCGCUUUGCUCAGCGCACUGUGUCAAGAGUACAUCGGACGAAAGAAGGUGCUUCUGGUCAGUGGAAUACCGUUGGCUGCAAGUUGGGUGUUCAGUAUCUACGCCACGUCGGUCUCGUGGCUUUACACGUCGAGAUUCUGUUCGGGAAUCGGCUCUGGAAUGAUAUGGUGCGCUAUAUCCUUGCAUUUAAGCGAGAUCGCCGAUCCCAGCAUCCGAGGAUCACUGAUAUCCUUUAACGUGAACGCAUCUUCCGUUGGUAUGUUCCUGGGAAAUGCAAUGGGUCCUUAUCUGUCCAUGGAGAUGUUCGGGUACGUGAGUCUCGUCCCGAAUAUCCUCUUCAUAAUCCUCUUCAGCAUGAUACCCGAAUCACCCUACCAUUACCUUCUGCACGGGGAUAUCGACAAGGCCGAGGCAUCCUUGAAGUGGUUCAGGCGAGAAACCGACGUGAAAGCCGAGAUCCGGGAGCUUCAAGAAUUCGUCGAAGGGACUGAAACUAAUAUUUUCGUCAAGUUAAAGGAGUUCCUUAUGCCGGAUAAUUUCAAAAAGGCUCUGAUAGUGAUCGGCCUCUAUGUAUUUUCUUACAUGACCGGAUAUAACGCUCUCAACUCUUACGCGGAAAUAAUCCUCACAAGAAGUAAAAUUACUAUAACACCCAGCCUUGUAGUGACGAUCCUCGGGUUUUCAACGAUCUUGGCGGGUUUAGCGGCAACUUUACUGGCUGAUAAAUUUGACAGAAGAUUCUUUUUAAUCAUAUCCGGCGUAGGGACGUCUAUGUCGUUGGCAUUGUUAGGUCUACAUUUUCAUCUUCUUUCUUUGAACUAUAACGCGGCAAAUCUGACAUGGUUACCUAUAUUUUCUAUGUUAUUGUUCAAUUUAUCGAUGUCAUCGGGGCUGCAAGCAAUUCCAAGUACUCUGUUAGGUGAAAUGUUUAAUUCUAACAUGAAAAAUAUAGCAUCGAUGUGCGUGAAUACUAACAAUUCGUUGAUGUCCUUCACCAGCGCGAAAACUUAUCAACCCUUUGUAAACUUGGUUGGCGAAAAGUACGUGUACUGGACUUAUGGUAUUUGCUCGAUAUUCACGGUACCAUAUGCUCUCUUUUUGAUCCCGGAAACCACGGGUAAGAGUCUCUUGGAAAUUCAACAAUCUACGAAAAAAUAACAGAACUGAAUUAAAUUUAACUUGUAUGGUAAGGAAGGAAGUCUACAAGGCCGGCCCUGAGAUUUCGGGGGCCCGAGGCGAGCUCCGAAAAAGGGCCCCUUCACAUAUAUGACAUAAAAAA